Racocetra persica is the source of this 132-nucleotide messenger RNA. Lineage: Eukaryota; Fungi; Glomeromycota; Glomeromycetes; Diversisporales; Gigasporaceae. The record is from the annotation of a GenBank genome assembly.
GUAUUAUUUUUACCACCAAAACCAUACGGUAUUGUUUUUACCACUAAUAAAUAUACUGGUAGAAAUACCACUACAAAAAAGGAUGAUAUCGAAUUAAUAAAUGAAUCAUUGUUAAAUAAAAAUGAGAGCUGA